GCGCGUCGAUGGGUUGGUUGUGUUUAUAACCGGGGAUGGCUAGUAAAGGGAGGAGGGGGGUAAUAACGUGGCUUCUUGGCGGGCUUCGGACAGUUACGCGCACAGGUUGUUCCAACACUUCUGCCAGCAUCUCUGCCAUUACUUCCGCACAUGCUUUUUAGGUUUCAAUAAUGUGACUGCUGAGAUCAUCAUGUCUGCUCUCUGUCCUCCUCCUUCUCCUGCUGUUGCCAAGACAGAAAUUGCACUAAGUGGAGAAUCACCAUUACUAGCUGCUACAUUUGCAUAUUGGGAUAAUAUUCUUGGUCCCAGAGUCAGACAUAUUUGGGCUCCAAAAACAGAGCAACAGCUUCUCAGUGAUGGAGAAAUAACAUUUCUUGCGAAUCAUACUCUCAAUGGAGAAAUACUUCGAAAUGCAGAGAGUGGUGCAAUAGAUGUGAAGUUUUUUGUUUUAUCUGAGAAAGGGGUCAUUAUUGUGUCCUUAAUUUUUGAUGGAAAUUGGAAUGGAGACCGAAGUACAUAUGGAUUAUCAAUAAUACUUCCACAGAGUGAGCUUAGUUUCUACCUUCCCUUGCAUAGAGUGUGUGUUGACAGAUUGACACACAUUAUAAGGAAAGGAAGAAUAUGGAUGCAUAAGGAAAGACAAGAACAUUUCCAGAAGUCUAUUAUGGAAGGUGCAGAAAGAGUGGAAGAUCAAGGCCAGAGUAUCAUUCCAAUGCUGACAGGGGAGGUCAUUCCUGUGAUGGAACUCCUAUCAUCUAUGAAAUCACACAGUGUUCCAGACGAAAUAGAUAUAUGUGAUACCGUGCUUAGUGAUGAUGACAUUGGUGACAGUUGUCACGAAAGUUUCUUACUUAAAGCCAUAAGUUCACAUCUGCAAACCUGUGGUUGCUCAGUUGUUAUAGGAAGCAGCGCAGAAAAAGUUAAUAAGAUAGUACAGACACUGUGCCUCUUUCUCACUCCAGCCGAGAGAAAAUGUUCUCGCCUUUGUAGAAAUGAAACAUCUUUUAAGUACGAGUCAGGUCUAUUUGUGCAAGGGUUACUGAAGGAUGUGACUGGAAGCUUUGUGUUGCCUUUCCGUCAAGUGAUGUAUGCCCCGUACCCUACCACACACAUAGAUGUAGAUGUUAACACAGUGAAACAGAUGCCUCCAUGUCAUGAACAUAUUUACAAUCAACGACGCUACAUGAGAUCUGAACUAACAGCAUUUUGGAGAGCUACUUUGGAUGAAGAAAUGCCUCUAGACACCAUCAUCUAUACGGAUGAAAGUUUUACUCCUGACUUGAAUGUUUUCCAAGAUGUUCAGCACCAAGAUACUUUAGUAAAAGCUUUCUUAGAUCAGGUCUUUCAUUUGAAACCUGGAUUGUCUCUAAGGAGUGUAUUUCUUGCACAGUUCCUCUUAGUCCUUCACAGAAAAGCCUUAACUCUCAUCAAAUACAUCGAAGAUGAUACACAAAAAGGCAAAAAGCCUUUUAAAUCCCUUCGUAACUUGAAAAUAGACCUGGACUUAACGGCAGAGGGCGAUCUUAACAUAAUAAUGGCUUUUGCCGAAAAGCUCAAACCUGGUUUACAUUCGUUUCUUUUUGGUCAACCUUUUUAUACCAGCGUGCAAGAACACGAUGUCCUCAUGUCAUUUUAAAGACCUUUUAAUAUGGGCUGGUUGCAGCCUCAUAAUACUAUUUGAAAAGUUUUUGUAAAGGGAAAACAAUGCUUCUCUUCGUAAUCACAUGCUGCUCUCCACUGCAACUGAAUGUAAGUUUACACUACAGCCUGUAGAAGGAAGAGGGAAAAAAAUAAUUUGCUUUAGCAAAUCUAUUCAACUUAGGCAGGCUCACAGGCUCUAUUUUGCUUAUAGUAAGAGACAAUAUCAUUACGUGCGGUCACAAUGCUAACUGGAGCUUUCAAAACAAUAAAGCAACAGAAAUGUUUUAAAAUAGUUUUCGUUAGAACACAAAGAUAGUUUUUGUUUAGAGCGUUAUCAUUUUUGUUCUUGGUUUUGGCAUUGGACGGAAUGAGACAUUCACCCCUUCUCUAUUUUGAGAUACUAAACUACAAACAAGUGUCAUAUGCUGACAAAAUACUGUAAUUUCCAUGGGGUAUUUGCUUUAGAUAGUACCAACUUACUUACUUCUGUCACAUUUUUCAACAGCUCCUAGAAAUUGUGGCAUUAUCUAUUUAAAUAUAGCUAUAAAACACUGUGCUUAGAAAAGUCACUUAGUUUGGAAUUGAACAUGACUGGAAUUGGACAUGAUCCUGGAGAGUAUUUUUAAAUUAGUAAAGUAUCAACAAUCAUAUUAGUGCCCAGCAAAUCUACUCUGUUGCUGGUAUGUUAGCAGGGAUGUCACGCUGCUUAAUGGCUGACCACAGUUGUACGUAAUUAGAGAAUAAAGUGAAUACAAAAGCUAAGCUUUUGCUAAAGAGGGGUUAAGUAACUCUUGUGUUCUGAAUGAAAGCCAAAUAAAUAUGCUUAUUCUGUAUUUAUGAAUUGAUGGAUGGUAACAAAAUUCAGCUUUUUUCUUAAAUGACAUCAGCUUCCACUUGUUUUGUACAUGUCUUCUUUGUGUCUGCAUGGUAUUGAAUAUUUAUAUUGAUUUUAUUAUGCAGGUUUCAUAAAAGUAAAAAAUCUGAAUAUCUGCUGUUACAUGUUUCGGUGCAUUUAUUAUUUAAUUAUAGUGAAGGGAAGAUGCCAAAGGCAGAUAUACUUAUGUGCAAUAUGUAUGUGUUUAAUACGAUUUAGGAAAUGUUCUUGUCAAGUCAAGAUUUAAUGCUGUUUUUCAGCAUUCCAUAAUAUGAAGUGGUGUUCUUAUGGAAUCCUAGUCAUUGUUCUUGAUCAGUUUAUCAGUGGGGACUAAAAUGAAUACAAACUGUUUUUAUAAAAAGUUUUCCCUGUUAACUUUGACAUCUUGUGAGUUUCAAACUUUUCCUGUUAAGGAAAUGAACAAGACUGUCUCUGUCAAUCUCUGGAUGUCAUGAUGUCAGAUCUCUGAAUCUGUUUUUUUCCCCUAAAUUGAUAUAUAGUUUUGCAUUGGGAGAGCUAUCAAAGCAAUUAUAACUUGAGUGGUGGGGGGAGAUAGAAGGGAAAUCUUCCUUCUUCUUAACAAAAUAUGGAAUAAUCUCAAAGUGAAUACUAAGUAACUUUAUGUUAAGAAUACAUUUUAUCUCAGAGUAAAUAGUUUCAGGUCAUAGUUGUGCUCCGCUAGAAUUAAGAAAUCAAAUAGUUCAGUAGUUGAAACUACUGUAUUAACUAUAAGUGGAUAUAUAUAUAUAUAUAUAUGGAGAACAUUGAAAAUAACAAGAAGUGGUGGGUUUGUAGCACUCCUAAAUUGAACACUAACUCCAGAAAUUUUACUAGUGAUACCCAGGAGUAAGGAAUUCUAGAAGUUGUACAGCCACAUUUGAAGGACCUUGCUCUGAUCACUUAAUCUGCUAAUAAGUGUUUGGAUUUUUAUAGAAUAUUGGUACAGUAAAUAUUCAAGAACUACAGGGGAUUUAGAUGUUUACAUUUUCAGAAAAAUCUUGAGAAAAAAUUCCAGGGAUUAGCUUAAAAUAAGUAUAUGCAACUGUAUUUUACUGUUGAAAUUAUCAUUAGCUAAUUCAUUAUCUUAAUUGGUAUUCACUGUUGUUCAUACAUUGUUUAAUUUGAAACAUCUGACCAGCACAGGAUUAAAAAACUUGAUGCAUUGUAGUUUCUAUGUAUUUUUCAUGCUUUCAGUCUUUCAAAAAAAUGUGAGAAUACAUGAACCCAUUAUUUCCUAAUUCAUUAAAUGACACUUUCAAAGGUGUCAUACAGCAUUUAAUUUUGUUUCAACAGUUUACAUAGUUUUACAUUCUUCUAAGAAUGUUACCACACUCAGUCCACAUUAUUCAAUCCUAUGUCUAACUGUAUUGUGAUUUAUUUUGACCAAUAUAACUGGAAUUACAAAAGAAAACAAAUUACAAUAUCAUCUUUAUUCAUUAUGGAAUGUAAAUAUU
This is a messenger RNA of Ahaetulla prasina, 3969 nucleotides long. It is a transcript of the gene C9orf72, whose product is annotated as C9orf72-SMCR8 complex subunit. The record is from RefSeq and is a predicted model, not a curated record. Gene Ontology annotation, cellular component: autophagosome; endosome. The transcript has 12 exons. Bases 191 to 1636 code for a protein of 481 amino acids. Gene Ontology annotation, biological process: autophagy; endocytosis. Gene Ontology annotation, molecular function: guanyl-nucleotide exchange factor activity. NCBI's taxonomy places the organism in Eukaryota, Metazoa, Chordata, Lepidosauria, Squamata, Colubridae.